This is a messenger RNA of Saccharomyces mikatae IFO 1815, 2568 nucleotides long. RefSeq names its product mitofusin (gene FZO1). The transcript has a single exon. Bases 1 to 2568 code for a protein of 855 amino acids. The record is from RefSeq and is a predicted model, not a curated record. Gene Ontology annotation, biological process: mitochondrial fusion. Lineage: Eukaryota; Fungi; Ascomycota; Saccharomycetes; Saccharomycetales; Saccharomycetaceae. Gene Ontology annotation, cellular component: mitochondrial outer membrane. Gene Ontology annotation, molecular function: GTPase activity; GTP binding.
AUGUCUGAAGAAAAGCGGCAGUUUGAAAAUAGCAAUAAACAGCGCAAACCCUCCACAGAUCAAGAUGAUGAUACUGUCACGGUGGUACCACCAACUCUUACAUACUCACGCAACGAAGGUCAGUUUUUAAGUAAUAACUUUCACAGACUGUCUGACGACCACACCACAUUGUUUGAUGGUGAAGAAGGUCACAGAGACGAGGAUUUAUUGCCCUCAUUGCGUUCCUCCAGCUCAAAAGCGCAUUUAAUUUCCUCACAACUUAGUCAGUGGAACUACAACAACAAUAGAGUACUUUUAAAAAGGUCUAUUUUAAAGACACAGCAUUUCAUGGAUCAGCUUCAGGAAGAAAAUAAUAUCCGUCCUAUCUUUAUCGCUGCUAAUGAUGAGCGGGAGAAAUUACACGUUUUACAGCUGAAUAUCAAGCUAGAUGGUCAUUAUAAUACGAAAGAAAAAAAAGAUUUCAACAUCGAAAAAGAAGCUCUGUCAAAAUUAUUUCAAUCACAAAUCGAUUCAGUUACAAGUCACUUAAAUGCGUUGAAAAAAAGAGUGGAUGAUGUCUCUUCCAAAGUAUUCAUCACAGGUGAUGUAAAUACUGGUAAAUCGGCUCUAUGCAACUCUCUACUGAAGCAGCGUUUACUGCCUGAAGAUCAACUACCAUGUACUAAUGUGUUUUCCGAAAUAAUAGAAGCCCGCGAAAAUGACGGCAUUGAGGAAGUACAUGCUAUACCGCUGGGCAUAGCUGCCACACUCAAGGAAGCCAUUGAUAUGUACUCAAUACAAAAUCCAAAAACUUACGAAAUCCAUACAUUGAAAGAACUUCCCGAUUUAGUUCCCCAAAACGAAAAAUACGCAUUAUUAAAGAUUUAUAUAAAGGACGAUAAAAGGCCUGCUUCUACUAGUUUACUAAGAAAUGGUACUGUUGAUAUUUCAUUGAUUGACUCGCCCGGGCUGAAUAUGGACUCCUUACAAACCGCUGAGGUAAUGUCCCGUCAAGAAGAAAUCGAUUUGGUAAUUUUUGUUGUCAACGCAGAGAACCAACUUACACUAUCAGCCAAGGAGUUUAUUUCUUUGGCAUCUCGUGAAAAAAAAUUGAUGUUUUUUGUUGUGAAAAAAUUUGACAAAAUCAGAGACAAACAACGUUGUAAAGACUUAAUACUAAAGCAAAUUCGUGACCUGUCGCCAGAAACACAUAAACGUGCGGGUGAUUUUGUCCAUUUUGUUUCUAAGAAUGGAGAUGAAAUGCCAAGGUAUAAUAACGAUAAUGGUAGUGAAGAUGAUGAUGACGGAAGUCCUCACGACGAUCCAUAUUCUAACAAUGAUCCAGAUCCGGACUUUGACAGUCUAGAAGAUUCAUUGCGCAAUUUCGUUCUGAAGAAAAGAUCACUCUCUAAACUACUGCCUGCUAAAACAUACUUAUCGAAAUUAUUGAGCGAUAUAACAAUGAUUUCCAAAUCUAACAUGGAGAUGUAUACCAAAGAAGAAAAAAAAAUCAACGAACAAUUGGAAACAUUGAGACCUGAAAUAUUAAUUGUCAGGACAAAGUGUAAUGAUUUGACAACUUCUGUUGACCAAAUGGCCGAGGAAACAAUUGCGGCAACCUACAUAAAUACGAAAGAAGCGCUUCUCAAUGCAUUGGAUGUUCCACUGCACGAGUAUCCGAAGUACCAAGGGCUUGCUCAAAUUUACGACUUCAUUUUUUCAACGGAAGCUUUUAUUGUAGAUCAGAUUGAUGAAUCAAUAAGUUCAAGUGAAUUGUUUGCUAAACAACAGACAGAUGUGCUGGUAAAAAAAAUUUAUGAGAUUGGUAAAAAUGAACUUGGUGAUGAUUUUAUGUGUGAACGUGUCUUCAAAAGUGAACUGAUGUUUAAGAAAAGGAAACACUUGAUAGGAAAGAGGUUAAGAGUAUCCUUAUCAGUAGCUGAUUUGUUUGCACCAAGUUGGAAGGGGUUUUUGUCUUAUCUAAGUUGGCAGAAACCCGUCACAGCGCCAUUGCGGGAUAUAGAAAAUCAAUCGACCGAGGGUCAGAAUGGUGUAAUGAGGUCUUUGGGCUUGAAAAAUUAUCCUCUGACACAGUAUUGGUCAAAACCAUCAUUACUUUUCACAUCAAAGAUUCCCACGCUAACAUUAUACUUCCUAGGGAGUACCAAAGUAGUAGGAAACAUUAUAUUAAACGGUAUUAAGUUGUCAUCGUGGAGCUCACUCAAGAAGUUAUCAGUCCCAAUUAUAGUCGUGGGUUCCUUACUAGGAAUCACCUAUUUAAUCCAUGACCUGCCUCGUGCCUUACCCAUGAAUCUUUCCAAGAAAUACAAAAGAAAGCUACAGGAACUGGAUUACAUCCACCUCAACGCCCAAAGAGCUUCGAAUGAAGUACGUGAUGUUCUACGUGUGCCUACUCGUGAAAUUUUAAGGUCGUGUGAAAUAAUCAUGGAUAAGAAGCAAAUAACUAAGAAAGAAUUGGAAAGGAAAAAAGAAAGUAACUUGCUAUCAAUCAAAUUCUUCCAGUCCUUGUACGAGGGGACCUCGGCUCAAAUAGCAACGGUGGAGGAAAUUAAUCUAGAUAUUGAUUAG